AGACCGAGAAGGGGAGCCCGGGUGGGAGGGCCUUGCGCUUCAGGGCCCGUGGCUGGUUUAGCUGGUGUUGUGGUUGUUACUUCGCUGAUGGGGAGGCUCUCAGGUUGCCCGGAACAUACUUCCCAAUGGGUGAUGGUGGAAAAUUAGCGGGUAGGAAAUAUUGAGGGUCGGAGGCAUUUUUUUUCUCUUGGCUCCGCCCUCUUCCCCGUUCAGCGACCUGGGCAUCUGGCCCACCGAGGGGGAAGGGCGGCUUGGUCAGGCCGUCGGAGAGUGUUGUGCGCACGCGCGCUCCCGGUGUGUGAGUGUUCGUGCUCGCGCGCACGCGCGCGCGCUCCCGUACUUAGGAAGCUGGGGAAGAAGCGGAGUGCUGAGCGAUGAGCGGGGGAAAGCCCAGUCCCCUGCCGUGGGUACUAGACGCUCCUGACCGUGCGCUGGCCCUCCCCACCCAACCGGCAGCCUUUGCCUGAGCGGCCGUGGUCCAUGGCCUCUGUGCGUUUCCACUUCAGGACCAGGCACGAAAGUAAGCUAACCUCAGCCCUGAGGUCUUCCCUACCCGCUCACCUUGUGCUGUCCACCCCGCACCCUCCCGCAGAGGGUGUCGCGAUUCCUCCAAGAGGAGUUUUGCAUGAAGGGGAAAUGCGUGGGAAAGCAAGGAGAAGCCAAUAGCAGGGUCGUAAAAAGUUAAAACAAAAUGAAGAUUUUUUCUGAAUCUCAUAAAACAGUCUUUGUUGUGGAUCACUGCCCUUACAUGGCAGAAUCAUGCAGACAGCAUGUUGAGUUUGAUAUGCUGGUGAAGAACAGGACCCAAGGCAUCAUCCCAUUGGCCCCUAUAUCUAAAUCAUUGUGGACUUGCUCAGUAGAAUCUUCCAUGGAAUACUGUAGAAUAAUGUAUGAUAUAUUUCCUUUCAGAAAACUGGUGAAUUUCAUUGUGAGUGACUCUGGAGCACAUGUUUUAAAUUCCUGGACUCAAGAAGACCAAAAUUUGCAAGAGCUAAUGGCAGCAUUAGCUGCUGUUGGGCCCCCUAAUCCACGGGCAGAUCCAGAAUGCUGCAGUAUUCUACAUGGCCUCGUUGCAGCAGUGGAAACCCUCUGUAAAAUUACGGAAUACCAACAUGAGGCCCGUACUCUACUAAUGGAGAAUGCAGAACGUGUUGGCAACAGGGGGAGAAUAAUUUGCAUUACUAAUGCAAAAAGUGAUAGUCAUGUGCGAAUGCUUGAGGACUGUGUUCAGGAAACGAUUCAUGAGCAUAACAAGCUUGCUGCAAAUUCAGAUCAUCUCAUGCAGAUUCAGAAGUGUGAGCUGGUUUUGAUCCAUACCUACCCUGUUGGUGAAGACAGCCUUGUAUCAGAUCGUUCCAAAAAAGAGUUGUCCCCUGUUUUAACCAGUGAAGUUCAUAGUGUUCGUGCAGGACGGCAUCUUGCUACCAAAUUAAAUAUUUUAGUACAGCAACAUUUUGACUUGGCUUCAACUACUAUUACAAAUAUUCCAAUGAAGGAAGAACAACAUGCUAACACAUCUGCCAAUUAUGAUGUGGAGUUACUUCAUCACAAAGAUGCACAUGUAGAUUUCUUGAAAAGUGGUGAAUCAGUAUUUUCUUCUAUUUCAGAAUUACACUAUUGCACUGGCGCUUAUCGAAUUUCACCUGUAGAUGUAAAUAGUAGACCUUCUUCCUGCCUUACUAAUUUUCUUCUAAAUGGUCGUUCUGUUUUAUUGGAACAACCACGAAAGUCAGGUUCCAAAGUCAUCAGUCAUAUGCUUAGUAGCCAUGGAGGAGAGAUAUUUUUGCACGUCCUGAGUAGUUCUCGAUCCAUUCUAGAAGAUCCACCUUCAAUUAGUGAAGGAUGUGGAGGAAGAGUUACAGACUACCGGAUCACAGAUUUUGGUGAAUUUAUGAGGGAAAACAGAUUAACUCCUUUUCUAGACCCCAGAUAUAAAAUCGAUGGAAGUCUUGAGAUCCCUUUGGAGCGAGCAAAAGAUCAGUUAGAAAAACACACCCGUUACUGGCCUAUGAUUAUUUCUCAAACCACCAUUUUUAACAUGCAAGCGGUAGUUCCAUUAGCCAGUGUUAUUGUGAAAGAAUCUUUGACAGAAGAAGAUGUGUUAAACUGUCAAAAAACAAUAUACAACUUAGUUGAUAUGGAAAGAAAAAAUGAUCCUCUACCUAUUUCCACAGUGGGUACAAGAGGAAAAGGCCCUAAAAGAGAUGAACAAUACCGUAUCAUGUGGAAUGAAUUAGAAACCCUUGUGAGAGCCCAUAUCAAUAACUCGGAGAAACAUCAAAGGGUCUUGGAAUGUCUGAUGGCCUGUAGGAGCAAACCCCCAGAAGAAGAAGAACGAAAGAAACGAGGAAGAAAGAGGGAGGACAAAGAGGACAAGUCAGAGAAAGCAGUAAAAGAUUAUGAACUGGAGAAGACUUGGCAAGAUUUAGAGAGAUUAAAAGGCAUCUUAGAACGUGGAAAAGAAGAAUUGGCUGAAGCUGAAAUCAUAAAAGAUUCACCUGAUUCCCCAGAACCUCCAAACAAAAAGCCCCUUGUUGAGAUGGAUGAAACUCCACCAGUAGAAAAAUCAAAAGGACCAGUGUCUUUAUUGACCUUGUGGAGUAAUAGGAUCAACACUGCCAAUUCCAGAAAACACCAGGAGUUUGCUGGACGUUUGAACUCUGUUAAUAACAGAGCUGAAUUAUAUCAACAUCUUAAAGAAGAAAAUGGAAUGGAGACAACAGAAAAUGGAAAAGCCAGCCGGCAGUGAAGAGUGACUUGAGGAACUAAAUUUACUAUAUUGCAUAAAUAUUUUGGGCAGAAUUUGAUAUAAGUACUUUUACAGCAAGAUUGUAUAGUUAUGUUGCCUGGACUGGUUUUUACAUUUUUAAGAUAUUUCAACUAACUUUAUCUUUUUUGUAUUAAUUGUAAGAUUGGCACAUAUGUCAAAAAAAUACAUUUGAGAUUUGUCCUCCCAAAUCACACAAAUUUAUUUUAUGGUAAAAGGUUUUCCCUCUGGAAAUGUUUUUUAAAAAAUUCUUAGGCUUCUCUUUGCCAAAUAAAACUAUUAAAAAUGUCUGAAAUGCAAAA
This is a messenger RNA of Myotis davidii, 3069 nucleotides long. It is a transcript of the gene INTS13, whose product is annotated as asunder spermatogenesis regulator. The coding region runs from base 692 to 2749 and encodes 685 amino acids. The record is from RefSeq and is a predicted model, not a curated record. Gene Ontology annotation, cellular component: integrator complex. Gene Ontology annotation, biological process: regulation of mitotic cell cycle; centrosome localization. Lineage: Eukaryota; Metazoa; Chordata; Mammalia; Chiroptera; Vespertilionidae. The transcript has 16 exons.